Messenger RNA from Alnus glutinosa, 1096 nucleotides. RefSeq lists its product as uncharacterized. The record is from RefSeq and is a predicted model, not a curated record. NCBI's taxonomy places the organism in Eukaryota, Viridiplantae, Streptophyta, Magnoliopsida, Fagales, Betulaceae. The transcript has 3 exons. The coding region runs from base 444 to 863 and encodes 139 amino acids.
CUUUUACUUUCUUCCUGCCUCUUUCUUCUCUUCGGCUAAGCUCUCAAACACAGUAUGGCUAUGACUUAUGAGAAAUCUCUUCAAGCUUUAAUCUUUUAUGCUAACCUUUUUCUUUAGUCACAUCGUUAACUGAUCUGGGUUUUCAUUAGUUCUCAUUCAGAUCAUAGCUUCCACCACUUUUUGGCCCCUGCUACUUCCCGUUGAAGCUGUCAAUAGAAACAAACCCAGUUGUUUCUCGAGGUUUUAAUGGUUUCUUGAUUGGUAUAAUCAGAUUUUGAUAAAUGGGUUUUCUCUUUUACAUGCAGAAAAUGGAUGCUUGUUAUGAGAUUGCUCGUUGUUCGGGAACUGAGAAAUGAAAGACCUCUACUUCACUGAGAACAAUUGGGCUCAGAUUAGAAAUCUUCUUGAAUUGUUCAAAAUUUUCGUUAGGGAGUUUCUUUAUUAUGGGUAGAGGUAGAGGGAAAGGGAAGAAGCAAACUGCUAUUGCCACUCGUGAGGAUCCUGGAAGUGGUGAAGAAGAAAAAAUUCCAGCAUACAGGAGAAGAGGAAGGCCUCAAAAACCAUUGAAGGAUGAAAUUGAAGAAGAAGAUGAAGAUGUUGAAAAGAUUGCAGAAGACGGCGAGGAUGCUAAAGGUAAUAUUUCUAGAAAAGAUGUGAAAAAUCAGGGUAUUAUAGCGAAUAGGCGGAAGAGGAAGAGGUCUGCCCAGGUCAAAGAAAAUACAGAUACAGUUGGAGUUGAGAGUGGCAUUGGAACAAAGGCAAGCCCUGAUGAUCCAACGAAGUCCGCUGGACUCCGACAAAAUGGAAGUAGGAGAAAAAGCAAACCCCGCAGGGCUGCUGAAGCCGGUGUUGAGUGCAAGUGAGCUUGUAUUAGCUAUUAUGAUAGUUGUGUACCUUCCUUUCCCUUGGUAGGGAUUGAGGCUUUGUUAACCUACAUAUGGUUUCCCGUAAUUUCUUUGCUAUAUGUUUUUGUAAUAUCGUGAGUUCCAUUUCCUCUUAAUGAAUGACUUUGAUUGGGAGGUUUUGGUACAGAUUAUACUGCCAGAAUUUUGCAUGGAGCCACCACAUUUAAAAAAUAUUUGCUACUUUUCUGCUA